Messenger RNA from Spodoptera litura, 509 nucleotides. The record is from RefSeq and is a predicted model, not a curated record. Lineage: Eukaryota; Metazoa; Arthropoda; Insecta; Lepidoptera; Noctuidae.
GUUUUGUGGUGGUCUGGAAUGGUGUUUGUUGAUGAGGUGUCCCCACCGUAAUAGCUGGUGACAAAAUGUCCACGAUGCUCAGUCUCCUCAGCAUCACACUCCUGACCAUUGCAGCCGAACAAAUAUACGCACAAGAUACCACAAAGGAGCAUCAGGGACUUCAACCAUGUGGUGGACACUUGAAGGGUCCCGUGGGCACGAUCACUACUCCAAACUUCCCUAACCCGUUCCCUGUCCCGAUAAAGUGCAAAUGGAUAAUAGAGCAUGACAUAGUGAACGGGACCAUCUCGGUAUACUUCACGCAGCAGUACACCACCACCGGGCUCACCUUCACCGAGUACUUGUACUACGAUGAGUCGUACAAGCUUGGGGAGCGGAGGGCACUCACCCUUACCGACGAGAAUAUUACAAAAAUCAAAUGGCUUCAGAAGACUUGCUUGAAGAACGCAAACGUCAUACUCCUAAUCAAUCUAAGAAUAAACAAGGCAGCUGUACCAGAACUAAUAUAG